Taeniopygia guttata (zebra finch) is the source of this 9574-nucleotide messenger RNA. It is a transcript of the gene GABRA3, whose product is annotated as gamma-aminobutyric acid receptor subunit alpha-3. Gene Ontology annotation, cellular component: membrane. Gene Ontology annotation, molecular function: GABA-A receptor activity; extracellular ligand-gated monoatomic ion channel activity. Gene Ontology annotation, biological process: monoatomic ion transmembrane transport. Lineage: Eukaryota; Metazoa; Chordata; Aves; Passeriformes; Estrildidae. The record is from RefSeq and is a predicted model, not a curated record.
UCCUCUGGCAUCCCUGCAUUUCCACACCACUUCUGCCCUCGCCUUCACUGCCAACACCUUGCUGCAUUUUAACCUCUCUUCCCCUCUCCCCUUCUCUUCCCCGCGUUUUCCCCCUCUGCCUGUCGUUUUAUUGCGAUAUAAGCCUCGGCGAUCCCAAUUUGUGGGCCAAACUUCCCUGUCCCGGCGGGAGACGCGGGAUUCGGCCGGGCCCGGCAGCGUGGAGGCAGCUUGGGGUGCUGCCCACCUCCUCGCAGGAGCAUCCGCGCCGUGAGCAGCUCCCCCUUCAACAGGUUUGGAGGCUUGUUUUGCAGUGGCUGCACAGACACCAUGGCGCUGAGGCUCCCAGGAACGGGGCCCUUCUCCCUCCUCAGCCUUGGAGUCCUGGUCCUGCUUCUGGCACUCUCUGCUGUUGCUGGGCUCUCUCAGAAGCACGUCUCGGACGUGGUGGAUGACAGCAAGGACAACAUCACCAUCUUCACCCGCAUCCUGGACAGGCUCCUGGACGGCUACGACAACCGCCUGCGGCCCGGGCUGGGAGACAGUGUAACUGAAGUCAAGACAGACAUUUACGUGACGAGUUUCGGCCCUGUCUCGGACACAGACAUGGAAUACACCAUUGAUGUCUUUUUCCGGCAGUCCUGGAGAGAUGAAAGGCUGAAGUUUGAUGGCCCCAUGAAAAUCCUUCCCCUGAACAACCUGCUGGCCAGUAAGAUCUGGACUCCUGACACUUUCUUCCACAACGGGAAGAAAUCUGUCGCCCACAACAUGACCACCCCCAACAAGCUGCUGCGCCUGGUGGACAACGGCACCCUCCUGUACACCAUGAGGCUGACCAUCCACGCCGAGUGCCCCAUGCACCUGGAGGACUUCCCAAUGGACGUGCACGCCUGCCCCCUGAAAUUUGGGAGCUAUGCCUACACAAAGACAGAGGUGAUCUACACCUGGACCCUGGGGAAGGAUAAAUCUGUGGAAGUAGCCAAGGGUGGAUCUCGCCUGAACCAGUAUGACCUGCUGGGCCAUGUGGUUGGGACAGAGAUGGUUCGAUCCAGCACAGGCGAAUACGUCGUCAUGACCACGCACUUCCACCUCAAGAGGAAGAUCGGGUACUUUGUGAUCCAGACCUACCUGCCCUGCAUCAUGACUGUCAUCCUGUCCCAGGUCUCCUUCUGGCUCAACAGGGAGUCUGUCCCUGCCCGCACGGUUUUUGGUGUCACCACGGUGCUCACCAUGACCACCCUAAGCAUCAGCGCCAGAAACUCCUUACCCAAAGUGGCGUACGCGACGGCCAUGGACUGGUUCAUAGCCGUCUGUUAUGCCUUUGUGUUUUCUGCGCUGAUCGAGUUCGCCACCGUCAACUACUUCACCAAGCGCAGCUGGGCCUGGGAUGGCAAGAAGGUGCUGGAGGCCCAGGAGAUGAAGAAAAAAGAGCCGGUGGCGCUGGCCAAGAAAACCAACAACACCUACAACAUCGUGGGCACCACCUACGCCCUGAACAUCUCCAAGGAGCCCGGCCUGCCCACCAUCGCCAAGAGCGCUGCUGCCGCUGCCACCGCCACCAGCGUGCCCCCCAAGAUGCCCCGCCUGGAGGAGAAGCUCCCCGAGAGCAAGAAGACCUACAACAGCGUCAGCAAGGUAGACAAGAUGUCCCGCAUCGUCUUCCCAGUCCUCUUUGCCAUUUUCAACUUGGUUUACUGGGCCACCUAUGUGAACCGGGAGUCAGCUAUCAAGGGAAUGAUCCCCAAACAAUAAAACAGGUCACACAAACCUUCCAUCAGUGAGCAUCAUCCCAGCAGGAAUUCUCCAGGGCUUUCUUCUUUUCUUGUUUUGGUUAAUUGUUAUUGUUCAUUUGAUAUUAUUAUUAUUAUUAUUAUUAUUAUUAUUAUUAUUAUUAUUAUUAUUAUUAUGUCACUCUUUUAUAAUGUAAACAGAACUGUGAUUUUAAUUUAAUCCCAUAUAUCCUUUGAUUCAGUUUACUUUUAUGACGAAAGCUAAAAAAAAAAAUAAUAAGGGAUCAUAACAAGUUGUGCCUCUAACAUCUUAAAUCUGCUGUCACCCAUCUGACCAAGUCACCCUGUGCUGCCAUCUCUCCUCUGCCACCUCCUGUGGUCCCCAUGGUCUUCACGCCUCUGCCAUCUCAUGCUGUCCCCGUGGGCUGCUGCAGUGGGGCUCCUCUCCCCUGGAGGGGCUGCCCUGGCAUGGGGGAUGCUCUGACUCCUGGCUGCAGGGUGUGCCAGUCACUCAGCCAGGUUCUCUCCGGGGCCUGGCACUUCCUGCUGGCUCCUGCCCCUGGGCUGUGAGUGCAGCUGAGCAGGUCACCUGCGGGGACAGGGGAGCAGCCUGGCAUGGGCCAGCCUGUGGGCCAGUGCCUGCUGGGGCAAUCCUAGCACUGCUGAGGUCCCCAGAGCCAUUGCUGGGGUGGCAGCAUCUUGUAGGUAUUGCAGGUCUUCUCUCUGUCAUCACCAAACCCAGCUGGUUUUGUCUCUCCAGACCAGAAAGGUCCUGUCUGGCUGGCAUCCAAUUCUUGUUAGCAGGAAGUGUGGUUCCUACCAGAGAAGUCAUUUUCCUCAGCAUCAGUCAGGAAGUCAGGGCAGGAGUUUUAGGAAGCCUUGGAGGAGAUGGCAGCUGUGAGCAUCAGGACUGGAAAGCACAGAGCUCCUGUCCAGGUGGAUGGCCUGUCACUUGCUCUUAUGGCCCCAUCCACUCAUCCUUCUUAGCAGAUCCCUCUGUCCCAGCCCCUUCCAGCUUCCCCUUCAUGCUCCUCUGGCCCAGCAGCCCUCCUUGGUGUCUCAGUGCUCUCAGGGGGUUUAGGCAGGGAAGUUCCCUCCUCCUGGGUCAGCCACGCUGGUGGGGAGGAGCCCAGCCUGGGGAAGUCCAGCUCGUGGAAAUCCCUGCUCCAGUGCAGGAUGUUCCCUGUGGGACCUGUCACGGGGAUGAGCCAGGGGGAGGACAGGUGGUCCCCAAGACUCUCCCUGCCCCUGGUGGCCUGGUGCAUCCUCAGCACCACGGGAAAACAGCACAAGGAACUCUUUGGAAGAGCAGGGUGACACUGCUGUCCCACAGAGCCACGUCAGCCAGGUGCCAUCCACAAAGCAACUGAGGUAAGGCGCAGUCUAACACUGCACACUCUGCCAAGGAAAGCCCUCCAGUGCCUUGGAGAGAGGCUUUAUGUCCCUUCCUGACCACCACAGUGGACCCAAACCAGUGUUUGUCCCCUUCCCAGCAGCAGCACAAAGUGGUGACAUCCAAGCUGUCUGUCCCUGGAUCCGUGGGCACACUGUCCUCCUACAAGGAGGGACAUCCCAUGCCUAAUGAUUCCUUGGAUAGCACAGUCCUGCUGCCACAGAGGGGUGCACCCCUCUUCCUUAGGCCUCCCUCUGACCCCCAGAGCUGCCCCCAGCACGUUUUGGGCUCAUGCAGCCAAGCCAAGGCCCCAGGAUGCCCAGGGUGGUGCCUUCAGCAUUGCUUUGAGCCCCUGUGCCAGCCUCAGCUUCCCCUGCCCGUGCAGGAACAGGGCUGAGCACAAGGCACAGGAUUUGCCCCACCUGGAAUAUCCAUGGGGGCCUCAGGAUGGAGCGAGGAAGGCCAGGGCACUUUGUCCUGCAGCAUGGGUGGCACUGGUGCACGUCCUGCCUGUCCCUUACCAACCUCCCUGGCUCAGCAGCAGUGCAGUCAGUCCCCCUGCCCGCAGCUGAGAUUUGGAGAGGAGUUUGGAGAUGUUUAGCCCAGUCCCAGGGUGUUGAGCCCAUAGGCACAUCCACAUGGCUGGCAGCAUCAGGAAGGAGGAACCAGAACCACCCCCCCCACCACACACACACACACUGCUGCUGAGGAAACCAGCUCUGUCCACACCCUCUCUCACAGCACCUGCACCCCAAACCAUGUCAUUUCUACAGUGCCUUUCAUCCCCCGGGGCUCCCUGGUGGGUGGGAACACCCAGGAGCUCUCCCACUCUGCCUGCAGCCCCAGAGUGGAGGAGAAGAGGAGAGGGUGCACCAUCCCCAGCCCUUCUGCUGGCCAGGGAGGACAUCUGGUUCUGCCUGCUGGGCCGCCUGCUGCUGCUGUAGCCACCCCACUGUGACACCCCAGCUGCCCCAUCACUGCCUGGACGUGUCCCCAAGCCCCUCGGCCCCGAGGCACCCCCACACUCCCAGCAGUGAGUUCCCUUCCUGCCACCCUUCUGCUCCCUGGGCUCUGCAGUGGCAAGGGCUACUGCUGUCUGCUUUGGAAACAUUUUCUUAAAUAAGCUAGGUGAAGAGUAUCUCAUAAAGCAUUCAUGUCACUAAAAUACUCAGGCCUAAGUGAAUGGAAUAGAAACCCUACACCAGGCAAAGCCAACCCAAUAAAAUGCUCACAAAGAGUAUGUUGUGUUUACUAAGGGAAUUACAGCAAGUUUAAAUGCUGCAUCCAAUUACUUAGCUGACUUAGCUGGCCCUGCUGCAGAGGUGGUUUCCUCUGCUAGCCUGGGAAUUCUCCAAAAUCCUUUUUCCCUCAAGAACCAUGUCACUGUCGGUCAGUGCCUGCUUUGUAGAGCUCUUCAUAAAAUUGUCACAGAAUCAUAGAAUUAAUUAGGUUGGAAAAGACCUUUGGGAUCAUCUAGUCCAAGCAAUGACCUAACACCUCCUCAUCAACUAAACCAUGACACUGAGUGCCACAUCAGGAUUUUUUUAAAUGUCCAGGGACUGUAGCUCCACCACCUCCCUGGGCAGAUGAUUCCAGCACCAAAUCACUCUUUCAGUGAAGAAUUUUUUUCCUGCAUCUAACCUAAACUUCCACUGGUGCAGCUGAGGCUGUGUCCUCUGGUUCUGUCAGUGCUGCCUGGAGAAAGAGCCCAACCCCACCUGACCCAGCCACCUUUCAGGAGCUGUACAGUGACAAGGUCACCCCUGAGUCUCCUUUUCUCCAGGCUGAGCACCCCCAGCUCCCUCAGUGGUUCCUCACAGGGUUUGUGUUCCCAGCCCCUCUCCAGCCUCGUUGCCUCCUCUGGACACAUUCAGGAAUCCCAAAUUGAGGGGCCAGAGCUGGGCACAGUGAGGUGUUGGGUUUUACCAUCAGCUCCUCAGCAGCCCAAGCACCCUGGGGCUGCCCCUGCUGCCUGCCCAGGCCAGGGGGGCUCAGUGCUGUGGGGUGAUGCCCAGGAGAGGGGCUGGAACAGCAGUGGGGCAGCUCCUGAGCCCCCUCCCUGCGGUGAUCGAUCCCGCUGAGCUGUGGGGUGAAUUCCUGCCUGUCCCCCCUCUGUCCCUGCCCCGAGGCUGCCCGCUGCUCUGGCUGCCCGUGCCACCCAUCUGCUGGCUCUUCCCAAACGGGGCCGGGUAAAGGCUGCCUCCUGUGCUGUGUGAGCACGCCUCCAAAGCCAAGUCUAUUCCCAAGCAGAGCCUGGCAUGGGCUCUGAGUCUCUGUGCCAGCUGGAAGCAGAAAUACCGGCAUCCUUUGGUUAAAGACAACAAACCAAACAGGAUUUCUAGUUUGGCUUCCAAGCAGGAAAGCAUUUCGGGAAGAUAGUUAUAAAUAAGUGGUUUAACAUCUCCUGCCAGCAGACAUCACAGAGAAGAUAAUGUUCUUUUUUAUAAAACUGUCAGUGACUCAAAUUAGGACUUUUCCCUCCCAGUUAACACGAGGCUGUUGAUGGGGGCUUCUUCUAAGUGUGUGCCAGGCCAGAGCUAAUCCAGCAUCAAUUACUGGAGUUUUAGGCUUCCUGUGAUAGCACAUAAAGGUUACAUUUUUAUAGCUGAUCUUUAUAGAAAUUCAUCUGUAUAUGACCACUGAUAGUCUAACCCACAGUUGUGCAGAGAGUGGGCACUGUGAACCUCAAGACUCCAACAUUUCUUUUCUUCUGGCAAGCCCAAACUUCCCUGACUUGAAGAAACUCUCCCAGGCAGGAAUUAGAAGCCUUUUAGGGUUCUAAAAAUGCUGUUGGUCUGCAGUCUUGUUUUGCAGCUCACACCACGUGGAAAACACACGGUGCAGUCCCAGUCUGCAGCUUCAUUCCUGCUGGAAAUAUCAGAGGGGCAUUUUGGCACUGGCAGCUCGCCCCUUCCCUCCUCUGAAACUGCCCAUGGGCAGCAGGGAGCUCAGCCUGGGGAGGCAGGGGCGGCUCCUCGGGGGUCCCUCAGCAGCAGGGACAGCAGCAUGUGGACACUGAGAGCUGCACUUUGGUGCCAGCGUGGAGAACAUCCCUGUGGGGUGACAGGAGAGGGCUGGGCAGAGCUGCUCCCUCAGUGCCACCAGGGUCUGGUGAAGUUACACUCACAGAACGUCUUGAAAGCUUCUCAAGCAUCACCCAGCAGGGCUGUGACACUGGAGACAGAGCUUCCCUGCUCUCCUUUGUGCUCCCAGCUCAGCCUAAGCACAGCGCCCCGUCCUGAGCCCUGCCAGCUCAGUGCCACUGGCAGGGUCCUGCUUUGUUUGCUGCAGGACAGCCCUGUGUGAGCAGCAGGCUUGCUGCUCCCAGGCACAAGAUUGUCACAGCCUGUCCCUGCUGGCCCAUCCUAGGGACACCAGGUGCAUCCAUUUCUCAUCCUUGAUUUCUUCUGUCCGUCUUUGGAUUCCUUUCAGCAGUCCCUGGGGAGGAUCACAUCACAUCCCAGGAAGGAGUUUCUCCUGCUGCAGGGCACCUCUCCCAGGAGGAGCCUCUGCUCUGUUGAGAACCUCUCUGGGACCAGCCUGGGGCUGCUGCCUCUGCCAGGGGACCCAGCAGAGUCCUGCAGCACAGAGGGUGCCCUUCCCCCCUUGGGAAGGGUUUGGCAGGGAUGUGUUAGUGCCCCCUUCCAUGUUCUGGGUUCUGGGAGUGGUGGAGUGUCAGGCCAGGCCCUCUUCCCCAAAUUUUAUCCCUCCCUGGGGUCACACUUCAGCCCAGCCGAUCAGACAGCUGUGUGGAUUCUGCAGAGUGCAGAGAAACAUCUCCACAAUUCCUGUUGAGCUUGGGGAGGGCUCAACCAGGGCAAAGGACACAUUGAUGGAAACAUAAAUGCUCUAUUAAUAUUAAAGUAGGAUGAAAAAACACCCAAGCAACUCACUAAUCCUCCCCAUAUCAAGCUAAACUACUUCUGAAGGUAGUUUUGGCAAGAGGCCACAGCACAGAUGAGAUUGAUGGCUUCCAGGUAUAAAUAUUUACUGUUUGACCUUGUUAUUGUUCCAUCAGCCAAAGGUUUUUACAUAUUUAUUUAUAUAUAUAUAUAUACAUGCACGUGUGUGUAUAUUUAUGCUCACAAACUCUUUACAUCUAAAUGUCAAACCUCUUUGUCUUUGAAAGAUAGAAUGGCCACUUUUAAUUAUUUUACUUCCCUCUCAUUCUCUUUGCUGAAUCUUCUAGAGUGAGGUGAACCCUCUCCACUGGGCUUUGGGAGGCACAGGGAAUAAAGGGGGCAAGGGAGAAGAGCUUCCUCCCACUCCAGGGGCUCAGUGCAGGCUUGUUGCAUGGAGCAAGGUCCCUGCUGGCAGUGCUGCCCAGUAUCUUUCAGGAAAACUUGUUCCUCAGUGUUCCAGGUGCUCCAACACAGCCCCCGUCCUGCCCUGGACACGGGCAUGUUCCUGAGAUGGCUUUUUAAACAGCUGAGUGCUACAAAGCAACUGCUCCUCACCCCAUUGCACAGCCAGGGAAUGUGCAGGGUGAGGUCUGCACCCUCAGACUGCUUCAGGAGGGAGCACAAAACCUGCUGGGAUCCACUGCAGCUGUCCCUGGCCACAGGAACACCUUGGCCUCUCCUGCCUAGCUCAGGGGAGUGCUGGCCUCUGCUCGCUGCUGGUCCAGGUGGGAUGCAGGGAUCCCUGACUGUGUGAGCAGUGUGGGAGGUGUCAGCAGGAGCUGCUGCUGCUCUCCUGAUCUCAGCACGAGCAGGACCCCACACAGAUGUUGGGUGAGCAGCGGUGAGCAGCCCCUCACAGAGGCACCCAGCACCAGCUCCCUCAGCAUCACCCCUGCCCCUCCCCUGACUCAGAAGAAGCAUUCAGUGAACCUGCAAUUGCACUUGUAGCUCCUCUGCUCCCUCCUCUGCUGCUGGAGAGGGCCUGAGCCAAGACCUUGAGGGGUCCCAGCCAGGAGAAUGAAGGAUGUCACCAAUUCUUGUCCUGCCUCCCACCACAGGAAUCUGUGCUGCUUCACAGCCUUGCUCUGGGUUGGUCCCAGCACUGAGCCUGUCAUCCUUCACCACGAGUGGGUGAUGCUCGUGAAGCUCUAGGACAAAACAGGUUCUGGCUGUUCUGUCGUGUCCUGUUCUGUCCUGUUCCUCCCUGUCCCGUUCCCCAGCGGGGCAGAUCUCUCCUGUACACAACUCUCACAGUCCCAUCUGCCGAGAGAGGGAAGCCUGGUUUCAUGUUUGCUGCACAAGCCAGGGCACUCCCACAGCCUUUGAAGGCUCCUGGCUCUUCUCUCCAGUGCUGCUCGAAGGCCCUGUCAGCUUGACAAGACCCUUGGCUCGUGUUGCACUGUGAGCUGCGCUCUGUCUCCCCUGAAAAGUCUGUCGGUGCCUGCCGCCUUUCUGCAAGGCACCCAGCAAAUGGAACAGCAGCCACACGUCAAAUGGUUUGAUUUUUGCAACCACAGAAAGCAGGGGCAGAGCUGGGAAACCUGAGUCUCUGCCACGCUGCCUUUGCCAGGCUGCAUUUGGAGUGGAAGGUUUCCUCCCUGCUGUCACGAGGGAGAUUCUCAGCCCCCCCAGUCCAGUCAGGUGGCCUCGAGCAUCCCUUCAUCAACCAGAUUGUCACUUCAACUGACCUGGGGAUAGGAUAGCUGCAGGCAAAUGUCCUACCUGAAGGUGAGGGCACCAGCUGCUCCUUUAGGUACAGAGUGGCACUGGCACCAUGCCAGGGCAGCCCAUCCUGAAAGAGAGCACACCCAGCAAAUCAGAGACCAUGCCAUUGCCAUGCCUCGGGUCCAGUCUGUGUCCUCAGCUUUGUUUUCCAUCUUGUGAGACUUUCUUUACUCCACUUUGAGAAAGGAUCUAGCUGGCAGCAGUUUAAUGCAUGACAAUCCUGUUAUUACAGCUGUAAAUAAAUAACAUCUAGGGGAAAAAAAGCAUUUUUUAAAUUUUUUGUUGACUUUAUUUUCACUACUGAAGAGCUGAUAGCCACUUUCUUAAGGGAUUUCUCAUGGAAACUGUGACCUUUAUUCUCUCUAUUUCUCUCUCUUUCUCUCUCUGUCUUUCUUUCUGAGAUUUUUUUCUGUGUUUCAAAUGCUUUUUGGUGCAAUGUUCAAUGCCUGUUUGUACUUUUGAAUUGUAUUUUUCAACCUUUGCUGGAAAAAAGGAAAAAAAAAAGGCCCAUUCUAAUUGGCAGGAUUUUUAGUCCUGCCAUUUUUUUCAGCUUUUAGCUUUUUCAGUAAGUUAAAGCAACAGAAAAAUGCCUCAAAAAAUUACAGUGAAGUUCUGAGGAGAGAUUAGAAAACGUCAGAAACAAGAAGUACAUGAGUAAGAUCAGCAAGCUGAGUGGAGGAGGACUCUUGUGACACCUGCUAACCUCCUGAUGUAGUACACAAGGUGGGACUAGACCUCUUCACUGAAUCAAAUCACUCUGCUGUUCCGCUCUACCCACUCUCUCGAACUCCGAUCAAAACAAAUAAAAAUUCAUCUUUUAAAAAAAA